AUGGAUGAUACACAUUCUGAUGUUACAUGUGCUGGUGGUACAUUUAAUGAUGAUACACUUGUUCAAGAUUAUAUACUUAAUGAUGACGAUUAUAAUUAUAGUUUUGAUUUUAAACCGAAUUCGGUUCAAUCAGCUGAAAUAAUUGCUGAACAAGAAGAUGAACCGUUAUAUACUGGUGCACCUGUGACAUUUAAAUCUUACCAUAAACAAAUAUUGGAAAUUGGAAAUUCAGUUAAAUUAAGUGAUUCCAAUAUGAAUAAAUUAUUGCAAUUAAUUGGAAAUGCAUUAUCAAUAGAAAAUAAGUUAUUAAGGUCAUAUAAAAAAUUACUUACUGCUUUUAAAAUAACAUCAACAUUUAAUCAAGAACUUAAAUGCAAAUAUUGUUUAAGAAUAAUUGACAAAACCAAUUCUUGUUCUAUUAUUUGCAAACAAGACAAAUGUCAACGACGGAUUGGUGAUGUUAUAGAACAUGUAUCUGUUAAUCGUUCAUAUGGACAAUUAAUUGAAAUUAUCCGUCGGAAUAAACACUUAAUACUGGAUUAUCCACAAAUUGCCAAUAAUUUAUUACCAUGUGAUGUUAUUAGCGGAUCAACUUAUCAAGAAAAAAGAAAAAAUCUUAAAUCAUUAAAUGGAACAUAUUCUGUUACCUUGAUGAUUCACAUUGAUGGUUUUCAAUUAGUUCAUUGGACAAAAAAGUACACAUGGUUAGUAACAGCAUCUAUAGCUGAAAUUCCACCACCACUUAGAGAGAACAAACUGAACAUGUUAUUGUUGUCGUUAUGGUACAACAGCUCAGUAAAACCAGAUGCAAAUUCGUUAUUAGAUGAAAUUUGUGAUACAAUAAAACAAACAGUCAUUGUUGAUAAUAUUAAUUUUGCGGUUGAUGUAUUAUUAUUUAAAGCUGAAUUACCACCUCGUACAUUAGCAACAAAACAUGUCAAUCAUAAUGCAUAUUACGCUUGUCUUGAAUGUGACCAGGAAGGAGUUUGGUAUGAAGAAAGUCGAACUGUUAUAUAUCCUUAUAUUCCACAUCAGAUGAAUAGUCGUUCAUCAUUUCAUUUUGAUUUUUGUGCUAAACAAGUUAAUCAACAAUUAUCUUGUGACAAUUAUUAUGGUAUAAAAGGUGUUAGCCCAUUAAGAAAAAUAAUGAACAUUCCAAAUCAAAUUAAUAUUGAUAUAAUGCAUUUAUGUUUCAUCGGACAUUGAAAUUUCUUAUUAUGCAAAUGGGAAAAAAUGAUUGUUAAACAAAGUUGGUUAUCAGGUAACGAGGGUGUGUGUGGGGUGUGGGUGGGUGUGGGUGUGGGUGUGGGUGUGGGUGUGGGUGUGGGUGUGGGUGUGGGUGUGGGUGUGGGUGGUGGGUGUGGGUGUGGGUGUGGGUGUGGGUGUGGGUGUCGGUGUGGGUGUGGGUGUGUGUGUGUGUGGGUGUGGGUGUGAGUGUGGGUGUGGGUGUGUGUGGGUGUGUGGGUGUGUGUGUGUGUGGGUGUGGGUGUGAGUGUGGGUGUGGGUGUGGGUGUGGGUGCUGGUCUUCUCUAAACCCACCCCACCCACACGCACACCCACACCCCCCACCCCACCCACAGACCGAACCCCG
Molecule: messenger RNA, 1591 nt
Organism: Rotaria sp. Silwood2
Lineage: Eukaryota; Metazoa; Rotifera; Eurotatoria; Philodinida; Philodinidae
Source: the annotation of a GenBank genome assembly